This is a messenger RNA of Dermacentor andersoni, 10634 nucleotides long. RefSeq names its product transcription factor 4-like. The record is from RefSeq and is a predicted model, not a curated record. Gene Ontology annotation, biological process: regulation of transcription by RNA polymerase II. Gene Ontology annotation, molecular function: RNA polymerase II cis-regulatory region sequence-specific DNA binding; DNA-binding transcription factor activity, RNA polymerase II-specific; protein dimerization activity. NCBI's taxonomy places the organism in Eukaryota, Metazoa, Arthropoda, Arachnida, Ixodida, Ixodidae. Gene Ontology annotation, cellular component: transcription regulator complex; chromatin.
UUUUGAUCAGCAGCGACCUCUACUCCGAUUCUCGCACUUGUUUAGGUCGAGAGUGUCAAUGUUGGUGUUAUCAUGGCGACAAACGACGAUGAGCCAAUGCAUUUGUAUGAAGUGUUUCAAAAUUGUUUCAAUAAGAUAGCGAAUAAACAGCCAGAAAAAAGUCGAGAAAUGCCUUAUGGAAUGCCUUACUCCAGUCAAGGGGAAGAUGCACUACAACCUGACGGCCUGGGCAACUUUCCCGGCGCAGAGCCAAUAGCAUCGAAUGACCCAGCCUACUUCCAAUACGGCAAUGCAGCUCAGCAACGGUUACUACCACCGGACACCAGCAGAGGUAUCACGAACAAAAGGAAAAGAGACGUCAUAGAGCCAGAAGAUUUGGACGUCCAUUGGCCUUACGGGUCGGAAGGCUUCGACCAAGAUUCACCAAGGUACUCCUCUCCGAAGCCACCAGGCCUUUAUGGGGAGCCUUAUUUUAUUGACGGGGGCCAUGGUGGAGGAGGUGACCCUUGGUCCUCAAACCAAAGCCUGCAGCCUUCUUCAUACUCUUACCUGGGAAACCAGACCUCACACCUGCCCUCCACGUCGUCUGCCUUCUCGUCCAUGCACCUCCCUCCCGAAUCAAUGGUGAGGGGUGGCCGCAGCACAAGGACAGUCUCGAUGAAGACACAUGCAUAUGGUGCAGUGUCUCCCGGCCAGGAGCCCACAGGCCUAAUGCCUACCAGCCUGCCCCCCAUGUCGAGCUUCCGCGGGGCUGGUGCCUCCCCGCUCUACUCCUCGCAACAGAACAAUGGCAGCAGCGGCAGUGGUAGCACAGCUGUCGUGGCUGCAGGCAGCACAAACACAGGCACCGUGGCACCCACAUCGGUGCCCACUCCCACAGCGGCCACCGGCGGUAGCGGCACCACGGCUGGCAGCACCAACCAGGGCACCUCCCCAGCGCCCACGGUAGCCGAUGCCCUGUCGUCUCGGACGGCGGGUGGACCUGUUGCCGCCUCUGUAAACUCCUCCGCACACACUCCGUCAGCCUCUUCACAGACGGGGGACACCCUGGGCAAGGCUCUCGCCUCGCAGUUGUAUUCAGCCGACCACCCAGGGAGCAGUUUUUCAUCGACGUCUUCCACACCUGUCAGUUCACCUCCCCCCCUCUGUGCAGUAUCCCAGUGGCCAAGGAAUAAUGCACAGUCAAGCCAACCUCCGUCUGGUUUCCAGGAAGCUACAAUGCACCAGCUGCACCAUUCUACUACUCUGGCUGAUGACACUUGUGAUGGUGACUUUCAUUUUUUUGGAGACUCAGUGGAGCAGACACGAGGGGUUCUAGAGGAGCGGCUGGACGAUGCGCUGAGCAUCUUGCGGACUCACGCCGAGGGUGCCUCUCUGGGUCCCGCGCUGGGGCCUGCGCUGGGGCUCACGCCCGGUGCACACUCCAACGGACUUCUGGCUUCCUUAACAGCAGGGCAUCCCUUCUCGCCUGGCAUGCCUACCCUUGAUGCACACGGAGCAAGCCCACCUGCCCUGUCCGACAGUUCUAUGAGGAGCAGGACAUCGCUAACGACUCCCAACAGCCAAAAUCCAACUCAUUAUGUGGAGAGCAGCCCGGGCAUCAAGGUGGAAAAGUGCAAGGAGGCCGCCGACAAACUGGAGCACAGCAAGAUCAGCCCCCCGAACUCCCCGGGUCCCCUGGGCGCCAGCCUGACCACCCCGACUGCCACGUCUUCCUCUGGGGGAGGAAAGUCCAGCAAGAGGUCUCGGAGCCGUUGGCAAGUAGCUGCUGGAAACAAUAGCAACAGCGGCCACGGUGACGCAUUUGCCGGCUCCGGAGAUGAGGACGAACCCCCAGAAGUUAAGGCAGAGCGAGAAAAGGAGAGGAGACAGGCGAACAAUGCGCGGGAAAGGAUACGUGUAAGGGACAUAAACGAGGCGUUCAAGGAGCUGGGCCGAAUGUGCAUGAUGCACCUCAAGACAGACAAGGCCCAGACAAAGCUGAACAUCUUACACCAGGCAGUGGAGGUCAUUACAAGCCUGGAGCAGCAAGUCAGGGAGCGAAAUUUGAACCCCAAGACGGCGUGCCUGAAGAGGCGUGAGGAGGAAAAGAGCGACGAGGGGGCCAAGCUGGGCGCCCACGGCCUGGCCCACCCGGGUCCCGCGCUCGAUGCACUGGCACACCAGAGGCUGGCCUCGCUGCCUGUAAGUACCCUAUGGACCGAGUAUUCGCAACCGAUGGAUGGUGAAACAAGUAACUCAGAAAUGUGAACUUCUCGCGUUACACAGGUUCUCCAGGGUUCUGCCAGGCCUGAUUGGCCACACAAGUUCUUCGAUGUUGAAGGAGAGACUUCUUCCAGCUUCCAGUAGAAUGAACGAGCAAAAAAAAGGGGGGGCACAUGUUUUACUCCGCAGCAGCCGAAGAGGAAAGCAGCCACCAUUCUUUCUUCCCGACCAGCACCACCUGUUGUCCUCCUCGUUCUUGGUUCAUUUUCUUUUUUCUUCUUUUUCCAUUUACUCUUACACGAUGAGAUCCUCGUUCCCUCAUUGUUCAUCACGCCCGUGCCCAAAAAACGCACAGAGAAGCAGGUUUGGCUAUUGCACCAGGACUCUUACAACCUGCUUCGUGCUUUUCUUUUUGGACAAGUGGGGGCGGGACUUGCUGUUGCAACUUGUAUACAUACCAUAAUGCAUCUCUCAUCGCAGAUCAGUGCAUUUCAAUGUUUCGUGGAGGAGGAAAGCAGCGGCGGCGAGAUUUAAAAAAAAUGAGGGCGGCGCUUUUCUUUUUCUUUCUUGCGCGCGCAUGCUGUUGUAGAAUCGCUGGCAAUGCUGUAUUUAAAACAAAAUCGAGCGGAGCAGGCGACGCUCCCAUCUACGUGGCUCAAUAAAAACGCACUUUGUAAUUGUUUCCUCUCAGUGGGAAGUUUGUCAAAGCACUCGUCUUCUUAUCUUAUUAUGAGAGAGUUUUUAGCUGGUUCGCAUCUGUAUUACCUUUUGCAGAAUAAUUGGUUACUGGAGCCAUAGGAAUGAGCACCUUGGUGGCACCUUCUUGUGGCAAACAGUUUCAAAGAGUUUAACUAGAGAGGACAUAUUCUGCUUAACCUCUGUUGUAAUGCAUCGGUAGUGACCUGUUCCCCUCUGUUCCCCUCGGCAACAACGCUCGCGUUAACGCAAAAACAUUUCGCAUGUGUUGCAUACCUUCGAACUUCUACCAUUUUUAUCCUAGAGUGCCCAAUCUUUUUACUCCAGUUGUAUUACCACAAGCAAUCUAAAGAUUUUUCAUUUGCACCUACGGAAAAAUUAUUUCAAACAAAUAAGAAAAAUAGUCACCGACUGGUUUUUCAGACCCACAGCGUCGAGCAGUGGCCACCAAUUUUAGAGCCAAUGUAACAGCAGCAACAGAAAUUAUGUGCACGUUUAGUCAAUGGAGUUUUUAUGAACAUUAAAUGUUUGAAGAGCUGUUUGUAGCCCUUCUGGUCUUGUUGUGUUACUCUGGAAUGGGUAAAAAAAAUUUCCCCUUGCGGUGCUGAUCAUUCUAGCUGUGACUAUAAAGAGCGAAGCACGUAUUCUCAGUGACCUAGUAGGUCAAAAUCUGAUUCUGUAAAGGACAGCCAACAUCUUCAGUAAUCAAGCAAUUCAUAUGAUAUGUUUCACCAAAUUUCGAUGAGAGAGCAUUAAGGGCCCCGUGUUGCAGAAAAUCUCGUGUCCGCCGUCACAAGUUGUUUUGGCAAAAAGAUUUUUAAACCACCCAUACCCAGGCCCUCCAUGUGGCGCAAGGAAGUUACUGAAAUAAUUGAAUUUCUCAAGCUAAAAUACGUAGAAAAAUCAUAACGUACGACUUGCACACAACCUACAGACAUGAUAGUGUCGAAUUUUAAUUUGACUAGAUGAGAAAACAAUUCCCUUUUUCUACGUUUCUACCAUUCAUAGACCAGCCACGGCAUCCGCCAUUUGCGCGAGCCGGCGCACGAGUAUCUUGGAGGCCAUGGAGUGGCGCGCCCGGUUCCUUGCAAUACCUCUAGAUGGCGCUCGCCUCCGCCGCAUCACGGCCCACGCAAAAAGCCGAGUUUCAACCAGAAAGCCCACCUUCGUGCAUAGCGUUCUCAGCCAGCGUUUCCCAGUAAACAUUACGGUUACAUGCACUCCAGUUGUCGAAGCAUGAGAAGCAGUCUGGGAUCUUUGAAUGCUAUCGCAUUCCACUCUUAAAGGCGACGCCUAAGCGUCCUCCAAAUUUGAGCACAUUUGGCUAAGAUUGUUGUAUUUUUUUUUUUUUUUUCAAGUUCCAAGGCUGGCAUUGCAGUUUGCUGUGGUGGCAUAGUGGCUAAUGGCAUUGCGCUGCAAAGCAUGAGGUCAUGGAUUCGAUUCCCAGCUGUGCCGGCAGCAUUUCAAUUGGCCGAAAUGCAAAAAGCACUCGUUUACUUCGAUUUGAGUACAUCUUAAGGAACCCCAGGUGGCCAAAAUUAAUCUGUAGCUCCCCACUAUGGCGCCUAAUAAUCGGAUGGGGGUUUUGUCACAGCCCUAGAUAAUUAUAAUUAUAUUUUUUACAUUGUAGUUGAACAAAGCAGAGCUCGCUAUCACUGUUGCUACUGCCAUCCACGGCUCCAGUCACCUGGCACUAUGCAAAGGGUAAUACAUUUAUGGACAAGUUACAACUGUCUAUCAUUAUUCUUUUCUUUGUCUCCUUUUUUCUUCAGCUCGCCUGUCUUGAAAAUUGCAUGUUCGCCAAGCUGCAGGCAGGCUUUUCGUGCAGGAAUUUCAACACAGUUGUCUCGUUUCCCUCUCAUUUUUAUUUCUUCCGUUUUAAUUUAUUCUUGCGGGAAAUAAUCACUCAGUUUGUUUCUCCUUUCUUUUGCUCACUGUCGUACUUUCUUUUCUUUUGAUUCUUUUGCUCUUUUCUUUUUUUUUUCUGAGGAGAAAAAAAAUGUGUGGCGUGACUGUCCUUUUUCGAGUGCUUGUUUUUGUGAGCCUGCAUGUCUCUUCAUGGACGUGUGCAUGUGUGUGUGAGCAAGGUUAUAUACAUAAAGAAAUAUAAAUAUAUAUAUAUAUAUAUAUAUUAUACACGCGGACACACUCGAAAAAAAAAAUGUAUAGAAUCAUCUGUUUUUUCUUCAUUGUCAUUUCUAUAUUACUGUAUAAACUUUUGACGGGAGGCUUUUUUGGGUGUUGGCUUAGUGUUUGGCGACAAAGAAGUUUGAAAACAGGCAACGAUAGAAAGAUGAUGAUUUCUGUUUUGGCGCUUUGCUGAAAGCAGUGUUCAGUGUCUUUUCUUGUUUUUCUGCUUUUACAACUCUUAAAACCCCAUUCCCUCCUCUUCCUCACCUCCCUUCCUCACUCUAUUGCAUUUAUUGCAGCUGCAAUUUGGGACUGGAUGCUGCACUGCUGACCUGUCUUUUGUCUUUUUCAUGAGUGGCUUUUAAUUCUUCAUCUGUUACGUGGGCAGCCAUAAUUAUCGCACAACUGGCCACUGCCUCGUCUUCAGGUGGUCUUGGCUCAGCUUCUGAACGACUUGCACUGAAAUCGACAGGAUGGUUGAGACUGUAGCAGGCAGUUACAACUAGUCAUUUGAUGGUGCAGGAUCCUACCUAGCUUGUCUUGAUUAAUGCUGCAGGACUCUUGAAAGCCUUGGCAGUAAGGCUCGGGAUGUGAAAUGAUGCUCGGGCAUCGGGGUAUCUUGCAGAGGCUUUUUUGCAUCGUUGCUGAAAUAUUAUAUGUGCUGUUGUGGACAGUUGAAAUGCAAAAAAGUUAAGGCUAAGCAGAACACAUCGUUCACUUCUGCUUUCGAUAAUGUGUGUAAUCAAUCAACUUGGGUGCUCGGUGUUCGGCCACCUAUACCGUUUUUCUCGACCUCAUGAGUAGCGGUGCAAGGUCAUGCUCUCGAGUUGUGUAAUCUCUUGCUGUUUGUUCAAAUCUCAAUCGACCACGACCGUGCCGUGACCUUGUGUUUUUUUUGUUUUGUUUUGUUAACAACCUUGAAUGAUGAUUUCGCAGCAAGCUGCAUUUUAUUGUCCGUGCAGUUCAGUAAACUUUGCAUCCUCUCCUGGGUAGUUUCUCCAUAACAAAAUAAAAACGACGGUAAUAUGUGCAGCCUAAUGCUUUGAGAAAAUGAGCUGCCGUGCAUAUGUGGUCCCGUUUCACUGCCUUAAACUUACGGUUUGGAUGAAAGAGUCCGGCAAUGGUGCUGCAGGUUUUAUCAAAUUACACGGACCAAAAGCUGCAGUCCUGUUAUGAAAUUUGAGAGCAGAGCAGCAUUAAGCACUAAAUCAUCUGAAAGUUGGUAAAAACAUGGGUCACUGCAUGUAGCCAUGAUGUGCAUUGCCAUCCACAUUUUGUGUCCAGCACCAUUAACAAGUGGAAUAUUGUUUAAACUGUAAUUAUGUAGAGACUGCAUUGGUGGCUUUAAAGGCCCCAAAGGCAUUCGUGCUUUUUCUUUUUUAGCUUUUCCAUUAGCAUGCAUACCUUCAGUAAGCUUUACACUGGUGGUCUUAAAGAAAAGAUAAACAUAAUUUUGCAAGAUUAAUUGUUGAUGGUUAGAAACGAAAUGCAUCUGCACAUAUGUCUAAGUACGCUUGGUGAUGAAGUUGCAUGAAGUGAAAGUUGAGUUGUCACUGAAAGUGAUGAUAGAUUAGGAAUGUAGCUUGUAAUUUCACACCUACAAGUUAAAUGGAUAGAAGAAGCGACAGUGAAAUAUGGUUGGCUUGCCACACCAUCGCAUUGCAACAUUAUUACUCCCAUAGCCACGAUGCCUUCUUGGCUGUGGCACCCUGUUGCUCGUUGCAGUGGCCAGUGGGACAAUUAUGGCUUCCCAUGCACCACGGGCAUCUGCCAAUGCCUACACGUCGGUGCGGACGUUUCUUAUGUACUGUGCUGAUGUAAUUUCUGACAGUUGAAGAUCGUGUCUCGAUUGUCUUCAGCUGUAAAUUGUGCAAAAAAAGAAAAAACAGUUUGACGAGUGUCUUUUAUUUUUGUUUCGCGAUGGUGAUUAUUAUUGAACCGAACUGUUGUGUUCCUACCAUUUGGCGGUAGCUCAUGAACUUGUACAGCAGCUGAUUUGUGAAGGAUGCGUUUAUGUAACAUGCAUUUUUUUUAGCAUUUAUAUAAAUAUAUAUCUUGCGAUGGAGGUUGAAAUUUUCAUUAUAGGCUCUCUUUUUUUUUUUUCUUCCUAUUAGCACGGUGAGUGUUAUGGAAAUUGCAGUGGAAAGCCUUUUUUGCACUGUGGAGUUGCCAAAAGGAAGUUGAACAUUACACAGGGUUUAGAAGGUUGAAACAAGUGCAGUUUAUCAAAUAUCCAUUGAUUGAGCAGUCAGUCUGGUAAAAGUGUUGCUUGCUUAUCAACUUGACAUCAGUGCAGCACCGGAGUGUCACUCCUGCGAGACGCUCUGUUUCAUACUUUGCCUGCAAUCUGUGAAAAACUACGCAAGUAUUAGUUUGGUCGUUAAGAAUUACUGCUCCACACAUUCUGUGGUCACAUGGCAUUCAUAUCUGACCGAUACAAGGCGACAAAGAGUUUCGUUUAGUUCAUGCUGGCGAGCUUUUUGUUUUAAUGGGUUGACAUUAACGAAAUUUCAAUUGUGUCACCUUUCAGCCACUUUCCCUCGAGCAAGCAAAAUUGGUCUGUGAGCAAACAUUCAGCAAUGGUGUAGAGCAGGUGCAAGCAAGAGCGGCGCCUCAGUAUGGCAAGGUUCACACUGGUGUGCCGUUUCUGCACUCGAGUGCCCCAGUGGCCACAGAGCUGCGAUCAACUCUCGUAUUGUAGUUUGUGACAACCGCAUAACAUCUUUCAUGGAACAGCAUUACGGAAAUUACGGCAUUACAUUACGGCACAACAAUUUCACGGAAGCAGCAUUAGCCAGAGACUGAAGCUUACGGAAGUAUAAACAAAUUUGUCACCAGGACAGCUAUGACCAUUGCACAAGAAACUGCCAAAAAGUAAACCAUUGUAAAGUAAUGAGACAGCCCUCCUGUGUAAUGGCGUCUUUUACCUGUUGCUGCUCGACUUGCUCCAUUAACGUUAAAUCAGCCGCGUAAUGUUUAAAAGUUAUUGCUUUAAAUGUGUAAUGGGCUAUUUCCUGAGCCCCGAAUUUCAUGUUUCUGCAUGCAAAGUAUGAAACAGAGUAUGGCACAUAUUAAAUGGCAAACUAUGCUUCCAGAAGCCAUGCUGCAUCACCUGUCUGGCAGUUGUGUUGUUGCACGCAUGGCUCUUUAAAUGUCCUAAUUUUGUAUGUACUGGCUGAACCAUUUCUGGUUUCCGUAGCUGUGCACUCUGUUCAGCGUGCAGGUUAGUUUGCCAGGGGUGGCUCGCGACAGUAUUUGCAGUCGAUGCAGAAAUUGCCUGGUACUUCUACUGAAGAUGAAAUGGUUGUAAAGACCGGAUAGAAUUUGCUUGUUACUUUGCAGUGGAAUACCUUCUUGAGGAACUGUUUUGCCUGUUCACAUUCUCGCAGUGAGGAACACACUUGGACUGUCAAAGAAUAUGUGCACGCCUUUCGCAAGAAACUCGUGUAGUCCACUGCUGUCGCAUUGUGCUGCUGGAAACAAGGUUGUGCUUUCUAUCCCCGGCCACAAUUUCAAGGGUGGCACGGAAUCCAGAAAUGCUCGAGUACUUAAAUUUAGGCACAUGCUAAAGAACACAUGGUCAAAAUUAGUGCAGGGCCCGCCAUACGUAGCCCUGAGGGCGUUGUUAAGCGCCCCCAAUUUUACUUGUAUUUUUGAAGAAACACAAUGGGUUAUUGCCUUGUUUUAGGCUAGACUGUGCCAGGCACCGACUGGUUGCACUGGAGUAAGCCACUGGGAGCAACUGCACCCAGAGCUCUUAAUGUCCCAACCUCACCCCCUUCCACAAAUUUUGGCGUUGUGAGACAGCUACGUUUUUGAUUGUAGAAGCAACACACGCGCGCUUCGUGCAUUAUCCCCAUACAGCUAAUUUCAGCACAGUGAGCCAGUGUUUUGGGAACAUAGUUCCGAAUAUGACAGUGCCAAGCUUUUCCCAAAAGAGUUGCACAACUGAGAGGCCCAAAAGCAUGUACUAGUACUGUCCGAGCUCGGAAUAUGAAUGGUGAAGCCAGCUUACAAGCAAGUUAGAGGAAACUGUUAUUUUCAUAGUGGCUAGGCAAGCGCUGUAGGCCGCCAGCUGUGAAAGUUGAACCUCGAUUGUUAUGGGGAAGCCUCUGCAUUAGGCAAGCCACUGAUGCAACAACACACAAAUGCCGAUAGCAGAUGCCGCAUGCAUUGUUAAGGUAUGCCACGCCUGCUGCUGUUCUUGACAGGGCCGAAUUUCAAAGGAGCAGGGUUUGGCAACAUCCUCAUGCAAAUUUCGACAACUACCAUUGCACAGGAUAGGACAUUAUUGCCCUUGCACACACUCUGCGCCUGGAUAACAUUUUUCUUUUCUUUUUUUGCAGUGUGCAUUGCCGCUUUCGGUAAUCUUACAAUGCCAAAGAAAAACUGAUGCAUUUUUUUAUCGCUCCUUUUUUUUUUCUUCUUCUUUCCAGUUCGUGUAUUUGUGUCGCUUAUAUGGCUUUCGGGAAAGCAGCUGAAGUGCGCUGCUAGGUUUGGUUCCGAGUACUUAACUGUGCUUCCUGCUUGUCGUUUUUGGGGGGUGCAGUGCUUUCUCGUUGUACAAUUAAGAGAGUGCAGCUGUGGGCAACGUUUCGCAACAGUACGUGAACUAUUUUUGUUUCGGUCACCUUUAUAGCUUUUUUUAUUUCCAGAGUCGGCGUUUUGCCUGCGCCUUUCUAUCCUACCAAAUCGACAAAUUAUUAUUAUCGCAGUUUGGCAUAAAACUUCUUUUCAGCCUUUGGCGACGAAAAAAAAAAAAAGAAAAAACAGACAGCCUCCUUAAAACUGCAAGAACGGGCAAGAACCAAAGCAGCACCGCUUCACUCUCUUAAUGACGAAGUUGAAUUCAGUUGUGUUCCCUCCGAUGUACUUCCUGUUAUUUAAGGCAGCCCUACCCCGCCUCACCCUUAAAUCACCAUUUUCUUUUUUCUUGGCAACUUGAUAUGUGCGCACAUUUGUGUCAAUGCGUCGUUAUGCAUCUGUUUUCCGUUUUGUAAUUAUUAGGGCACGUGCAGCAUCUCAGCCGCAACACAUCCGAGGAAAAAAAAAAGACAACUUUUGUUACUGGAUGCAUUUGUUUUAAGUAGAGCUCCGUGUUCCGUAUUUUGAGAUUGUGUAAUUUAACAAAGCUACAUCGAAUCAUGCGCGUACAUCACCAAGUAACUUGUACUGUUGUCCUCCAUAUAUACAUUUUUUUUCCCCUCCCCGUCACAUUCGUUUCUAUGUCUCGAACUCUAAAAAGUUGUCGCUCUACUUUUGUUUUUUUUUUUGCCUUUGUUAUCACUUUAUUGUACACAGUAUUCUUGCUUUUGCCUGCUUUUAUUAUUAUUAUUGUUUUGUUUUAAACAAUCCUGUCCAAAUGUGAGUUUUGAGUUGCGUGUGGCCAUGGAUGUUAUACCAAGUUGUCCAUAUGCGUACCCAAGGCUUCUGUUGCGUUCUAUCCUAAGUGUGCUUUUUAUGUUGGCUGUGUACCCACUGUUUGUUUUAUUACACCUGAUUUUUUCAGGCUGACCAUUUGCACAUACACUUGAGUUGUCCUCUGCUGACACUUGGUCCAGUCAUCCAGAGUAAAGAAAAAAAGUGCCAUUUUUCGUAAAAAA